This is a messenger RNA of Habropoda laboriosa, 1055 nucleotides long. RefSeq names its product peptidyl-prolyl cis-trans isomerase-like. The record is from RefSeq and is a predicted model, not a curated record. Gene Ontology annotation, biological process: protein peptidyl-prolyl isomerization; protein folding. Gene Ontology annotation, molecular function: peptidyl-prolyl cis-trans isomerase activity. Gene Ontology annotation, cellular component: intracellular membrane-bounded organelle. The transcript is spliced from 3 exons. Bases 112 to 765 code for a protein of 217 amino acids. NCBI's taxonomy places the organism in Eukaryota, Metazoa, Arthropoda, Insecta, Hymenoptera, Apidae.
UUCAUGAAAUAAUAGUCGAUUAUCUUUGAAGCGUGAUACAGACUAUAUUAAGGGAUAAUAAUAAGAGAUUAAGCUGUUUAAAACCGAUUUUAGAAGUAACAAGCUUAGAACAUGGCGUUGAGAUCGAUCUGCCGGCUGUCAAUUGAUUCGACCUUCAGCCAUUUGAGCCAUUUGGGUGCCACCGUCCGGCCGAGACGAUCGUCUUCUGCAUUCUGCGCACGAACUUUUGCUGUUACGGCUAAGAAAAUGUACGUCGAAAAGGAAUUGCCACUUGUUUACUUCGAAAUGAAUGCGGACAAUAAGCCCGUGGGACGCAUUGUGAUGGAACUAAGAAGCGAUGUUGUCCCAAAAACUGCAGAGAAUUUCCGAGCUCUUUGUACUGGUGAGAUGGGCUUUGGUUAUAAAGGAAGCAGUUUUCAUAGAGUGAUUCCAAAUUUCAUGUGCCAAGGAGGUGAUUUCACUAACCAUAAUGGCACUGGGGGAAAAUCCAUUUAUGGAACAAAAUUUAAUGAUGAGAACUUCUUUUUGAAGCAUACUGAACCUGGUAUUCUUUCUAUGGCAAAUGCUGGUCCUGAUACUAAUGGCAGCCAGUUCUUUAUUACCAGUGCUAAAACAGGCUGGCUUGAUGGCAAACAUGUUGUAUUUGGAAAAGUUGUUGGUGGAAUGGACGUUGUUAGGAAAUUGGAAAGUAUGGGAUCCCAAAGUGGAAAGACUUCCAAAAAGAUUGUAAUAGCUGACUGUGGAGAACUAAAUACGUUCAACUAGAUACUCUAAUGACUGCAUUUUUAUUUAGCUGUUGCAUACAACUGUUGCUGUCUUUAUUGUACAACUCAUUCAUUCUAAUCAUCACCAUUUUACUUUAAUAUUGCGGAUUUAAUUUUCUAUUAAAAGAAAUGUAUAACUUUCAAAAUACAGUUGACUUCCUCUUAAUCGGCCUGUAUGGGACCGGACAUCUGGCCGGAUAAACGAGUAGCCAGUUAAUCCGACGAUAUCACUUUCAGUUGUAAGCAACAAAAAAAAUGCAUAUAUAUAUAUGCAUAUAGUAUUUAUUAUUU